AUGGGAAACAGAACCCGAGUCGAAGGAGGAUCUAUCAGUGCCAAUGUGCCUCUCCGAUGCCCCGAGCACGAUGAUGAAACCGUCGUUGACCACCAGGGUCCAGAUGGCAUCUCCAUUCAGCUCAAUGGCUUCACAAGGGACUUCGAAGUGAGCAUAUCGUCGGACCGGGACGAGACAACCGAGAGACCAUUGGAGAAUCCGUGGUUCGACCUGUACCGCCAUCCCAAGACGCAGUCCACCGUGCCGCGAGAAGGGCGAAAUGAUUCCAAAAAUCGUACAAUGUCUACAGUUUGGGGUUGUCCUGUACGAGCUCGCAGUGUGGAAGCCGAUUCAUAUCGUGUUCGGGCUGGAUCGGAAGCAACGGCCCAGGGCUCCGGCGGCGAAGGGUGUCAAGACACAACUUCUAUCCCACAAGGCAUAUCCACACUUAAAUCAGAGGCUGGUGACGUGUUUGCGGGCAUUGUCAAGUUUUGUCCAUCUGCUGAGGCGGUUGACGACCAGACUUUGCAGCUGGAGUUUUGGGAGAACGUGGUGACGGUAUUUGACGGUAUCUUGGUAUAG
Molecule: messenger RNA, 561 nt
Organism: Metarhizium brunneum ARSEF 3297
Lineage: Eukaryota; Fungi; Ascomycota; Sordariomycetes; Hypocreales; Clavicipitaceae
Source: RefSeq, a predicted model, not a curated record